AUCAUCUUCUCCCGACCACCGGUCGUAUCGUCUACGCGGAAAACUCGCCCUCUAUCGUAUCGAAUGCACGCAAUGACAGACUUUUUCCGCUGUCAUCGUAUCGGCUCUGUACCGCUCACGGCUCAAAUAGAGGUUUAAGAAGGUUGAUUCAGCGCUCUGAUGGUGGCAGUGGCAUCCCCUUCUUUCUUUCUCCGCACCUUCGUGAUCAAGCCUCUUGCUUACCGCGCCCAUCGGCACGUACGCGCUUUCUCUUCUCCAUUUCCCGUAUCUGUACGCCUUCAACGCACGAUGUCUUGCCCAAACUGCGUUCGCGGCGUCGUCCUCCCCGGCGAGCCCAAGGGCGUUAUGCGCUCUGCCAGUGACCUGACGGUGGAUGCGUAUCUCGCGUCUCCGAAACCAGCAGCGGAGCAAUGGGCGCCUUCGACACAUGCUAUUGUUCUUCUGACCGACAUCUUCGGUCUUAACCUGGUCAACUCGAAGAUUAUGGCCGACCGCUUCUCGCAGGAGUUAGGGUGCGACGUCUGGGUGCCCAAUCUUUUCGUCCCGGGUCCCCCUCUAGGCGCAGAUGAGAUUGAGCUGCCGGACAGAGCGGGGGUGAAGAUCUCAUGGUGGACGUACCUCAAGUUCUUUUGGAUCCUCAUCACCAGGCUGCCAACGGUAUUCCGCAACAAGCCCUCGAAAGCAGCGGCUCGGGCGACGCAGUUCAUCGAACGCAUCCGCGGAGAAUACAAGUAUACUCAUGUCGGCGCUGUCGGCUACUGCUACGGCGGCAGUGUGCUAUACCAGGUCGCUGCGACCAAGCUCAUCGAGAGUGCGGUCAUUGCCCAUCCGGGCGGGUACAAGGACGAUCAGCUGAAGGCCAUUCGAGUACCCGUAUCUUGGGCUCUCGCCGAAGACGAUGACAACAUCAAGCAGAAGCAGAUAGACCACGCCGAAGCCCUCUUCGCUGAGCGUAAAGGCAAGGACAACUACGUCGACUACGAGUUCAAGGUGUAUCCUGGCACCGCGCACGGCUUCGCUGCGCGGCCCAAUCUGGCGUAUCCCGAAGUGAAGGCAGGGUUUGAGGGCGCUUUCGAGCAAGCUGUCCAGUGGUUCAAGAAGACGUUGUUUUGAGGACAAAGUUCGGUCGGUCAGCAACGUAUCCGGGUGGUAGCUCUAAUACUCAGACUGUCUGGCCAGUACUACACUGACAGCGCGCUUCUAUCACUGGCCGGUAGCUUAAAUUGCGGUCUCUAUAUUGCAUCUGCAGCGCUAGGGUCAUGGACGGUCCUGUGCGCGUAACUGCAGCUUCACUCGCUCAGGAAGUAUUUUCUCUUCCUCCCCAACAAUAUAUGUCUAUCACGAA
Messenger RNA from Schizophyllum commune H4-8, 1345 nucleotides. Its product is annotated as alpha/beta-hydrolase. The transcript has 6 exons. Gene Ontology annotation, molecular function: hydrolase activity. The coding region runs from base 289 to 1113 and encodes 274 amino acids. Lineage: Eukaryota; Fungi; Basidiomycota; Agaricomycetes; Agaricales; Schizophyllaceae. The record is from RefSeq and is a predicted model, not a curated record.